This is a messenger RNA of Mangifera indica (mango), 1933 nucleotides long. RefSeq names its product probable WRKY transcription factor 72. Lineage: Eukaryota; Viridiplantae; Streptophyta; Magnoliopsida; Sapindales; Anacardiaceae. The record is from RefSeq and is a predicted model, not a curated record. The transcript is spliced from 5 exons. Bases 68 to 1789 code for a protein of 573 amino acids. Gene Ontology annotation, biological process: regulation of DNA-templated transcription. Gene Ontology annotation, molecular function: DNA-binding transcription factor activity; sequence-specific DNA binding.
UUUAUUAAAGAAGAGAAAAGGGGUAGCCAUGACUGUAUAUUUAUAGGGGAAUUCCUGUAGAGCUUCAAUGGAUCAUGUGAUUUUAAUGAAGAUGCCUAGCUUUAGAGGAAUAGUCAAGGAAGAAAAGGGUGUUGAAUCUCUCAGCCAUGAAGAGGGUUGCAGUCAAGAAGAGUCUCCAAAGGUUGAAUUUGGAGGACAAAUCAAGGAAGACAUUAAUGGCCUGAAGGUCUCUUCAAACAAACAUGAUGAAGACAUAGCAGAUUGCAAAGAGGAGGAUGAGAUUGAAUCAGCAAAAGCUGAAAUGGGAGAUGUGAGAGAAGAGAAUGAAAGGUUGAAGACGAUGUUGGAAAGAGUAGAGAAGGAUUACAAGUCUCUACAGUUGCGUUUCUUUGACAUAGUGCAACAGCAAGAGCCUGCCAAGAAGCCUGUGGCUGAACAUGAUUCAUCUUCUUCCUUUGAUGAAUCAAUCGUGGAGCCUGAGCUGGUUUCGCUUUCUCUUGGAAGAAGAAGCAGUAGUGGCUGUGCUUCAAGUGAGGCUAAGAAAGAAGAGAAAACAAGCAAAAGCACAAGGGAAGAAGAAGAGCUGAAGGGCAGUUUGACUCUGGCAUUGGACUCGAAUAGUUCAGAAGAGCAGAAGGAUGAGGCUGAGAAGGAAGCAACGGCUGGAGAAGGUUGGCCUCCCAGUAAGAUGUUGAAGACGGUGAGAAAUGGAUCAGAUGAUGAAGCUUCACAACAAAAUCCUGUGAAGAGAGCUAGGGUUUCUGUGAGAGCCAGAUGUGACACCCCCACGAUGAAUGAUGGGUGCCAAUGGAGGAAAUAUGGACAGAAAAUUGCAAAAGGAAAUCCAUGUCCAAGGGCUUACUAUCGUUGCACUGUUGCCCCCGGAUGCCCCGUUAGAAAGCAGGUGCAAAGAUGUGUUGAUGAUAUGUCCAUUUUAAUCACAACCUAUGAAGGAACUCACAAUCACCCACUUCCAGUUUCAGCCACAGCCAUGGCAUCCACCACCUCAGCCGCGGCUUCCAUGCUAUUAUCAGGCUCCUCCACAUCUCAGCCAGGCCUCGGUUCCACAGCCGCCAUCACCACUGCUGCCACAGCUUCCAAUGGAUUGAACCUUGGUACCCUCUUUGACAAUUUAAGAACAAAACAAUUCUACACUCCAAAUCAGUCCUCUUCUUUGCUCCCAACAAUCACUCUAGACCUCACCACUCCACCAUCCUCCAGGUUCUCUCAUUUUAACAGGUUCUCUUCCACCCCAAGAUAUCCCUCAGCAAGUCUCAACUUCUCUUCUUCUUCAGAAUCCAAUAUGUUGCCAACGCUUUGGGGAAAUGGAUACCAUGCUUAUAAUGGCAAUACUUUGCUCUAUAACAAUCAAACUCAAAGUGGGAACAUUUUAAGCCUUGGAAAACCAUCCCAGGAACAGUUCAAUUUUCAGUCUUUCAUGGAUAAUAAAAACCAGCAAGCUGCAUCUGCAUCUCAACAGGCCUUGGCCGAGACUUUAACCAAGGCUAUUGCGUCGAACCCAAGUUUUCGAUCAUUGAUAGCUGCUGCACUGUCAACAAUGGCUGGAGCCAGUGGUAAUAGUGAUCAACAAAGCGGAGGGGAUAGUGUUUUUGGACAGAAUUUGAUGAAUCAAAAUGGGAAGGGUUGUGCAUCAAGCUACUUCAAUGGAUUGUCAUCUUCUAGUAACUCUGAAGCACCAAAUUUGCUCCAAUCUUCACUGCAAUUUCCAAUCUUUAAGAGUAGCGGUACCUCUAACACUAUUCACAAUAACAACAAUCAGAGCAGCUGAUGCUGUCAACUGAAAGUGUAAAACUUCAUGCCCACAUGAAAUGAUGGUGAAAAUCAAAGUGCGUAAUUUUUCUUCAUUUUCUUAGAUGUUUUACCGUGUAAUAUUUAUACAUAAGAUCAGCAAUCUUGAAUUAGUCAUGUUUUA